This is a messenger RNA of Enterobius vermicularis (human pinworm), 210 nucleotides long. The record is from the annotation of a GenBank genome assembly. NCBI's taxonomy places the organism in Eukaryota, Metazoa, Nematoda, Chromadorea, Rhabditida, Oxyuridae.
AUGGGGAACAAACAAUCUGCAUCAUAUGACCUGAACGAUGGAUCGGUGAAACGAAUUGAUCAAGUAAAAGACACAGUACCGACGUCAGCUGGAGACAGCGGCGUAACUGGUAAAAAAUUGGUAACAAAUUCUAAUGAAAGUCCGCCUUUACAGCAUUUGGACCGAGUGGAACCACCACCAGACCUACCAAUGAGAGCUCCGAAAGCGUGA